Salarias fasciatus (jewelled blenny) is the source of this 1830-nucleotide messenger RNA. RefSeq names its product BUB1 mitotic checkpoint serine/threonine kinase Bb (gene bub1bb). NCBI's taxonomy places the organism in Eukaryota, Metazoa, Chordata, Actinopteri, Blenniiformes, Blenniidae. The transcript has 9 exons. The coding region runs from base 131 to 1399 and encodes 422 amino acids. Gene Ontology annotation, cellular component: nucleus. Gene Ontology annotation, molecular function: protein kinase activity. The record is from RefSeq and is a predicted model, not a curated record. Gene Ontology annotation, biological process: mitotic spindle assembly checkpoint signaling; meiotic sister chromatid cohesion, centromeric.
GCGGCCUCGUUCAAAACACAGAGACAACCGUUCAAAGAUAUCCGACGCUUCAGCUCCAAAAAGCUGAAAAAAAAACCCACCAAACAGACAAAGCGCCUCCGGAGACGGUAUCUGGGUAUUUAUUUCCACAAUGGCAGAGGGAGGCGAUGUGGACUGGGAGCUGAGCAAAGAAAACAUCCAGCCACUGAGGCGAGGCAGAGCGAUAUCGGCCUUACAUCAGGCACUCAGUCAACAAGAUGGACCCAGCUCUGUCAUCAACCAGCAGAGACAGGCCUUUGAGUCUGAGCUGCGUAUGUACGAUGGUGAUGAUCCGCUUAGUGUUUGGGAUCGGUAUAUCAAAUGGACCGAGCAAACCUUCCCUCAGGGAGGAAAAGAAAGCCACCUUGCCACAUUGUUGGAGCGGGUUGUGACCAGAUUCACAGAGGAUAAGAAAUACUCCAACGACUCUCGCUAUGUUGACCUGUGGAUCAAAUUUGCGGAGACCUGCGCAGAGCCGAUGGAUAUUUACAGGUACAUGCAAGCUCAGGGAAUCGGAGUGAAACAGACAUCCCUUUACAUCGCCUGGUCUGAAGAGUAUGAGAAUCAGGGCAACUAUCGGCAAGCAGACCUGGUCUACCAAGAUGGAAUUAAGAACUUUGCAGAGCCACAUGAUAAGCUUCUCCAGUUUCACAAAGCGCUACAGGCACGUGUGUCCCGGCAGGCCAUGAUGAAAAUAGACGAGGACAGUAGUGAAGAUGAGCAAAAACAACCUGAGAGAGCUUCACUGGCGGACCUCAAGCACAGAGGAAAGAAGAAGGCCAUCGCCCCGAUCAACAGAACUGGGCGGGCUAUCAAACAUAUCUCUGGAGGCCUGCAGUCCCACGGUGCCCCCGUCUUUGGCAGCGCCUCAAACAGUCGGCUGGUGAUCUUUGAUGAGAACAAAACUCAGACUACAGGUUGCUCUGAGCCAAAGCUUGAAUCCUGGGUGGCUCCUCCCACAUCAAGGGGGAAGGAGAAUGACCAGAAGGCUGAAAAAUGGUGUGAUGUAAAGAUGCCCCAGAAAUCUAAAUUUGGACACACUAUUAUGGCUCCACCGCCUCCGAAACCCACCUUCCAACCAUUCGUUGAGGAGUCGGAUCAGCCUCCAACAAUGACGCCAUGUAAGAUCAACCCGGCGGUGAACACGGUCUUAUCGGCGCGUAAGCUGGCCAGAGAGGAAACUCCUCUGAAGAGACUACAGGAGCGUCAUCAGCACCAGAAGGAGGCCGAAUCAGGAAAACUGCAGGAGCAGAGCAUGUACUGUAAAGACCUGCUGCUCGGCGGAGCCACAGAGUUCUGCCUGGAGGAACUGCGAGCUGACCGCUACUUCAAGAGGAUGGCACAGGAAGCUCAGAAGGCUCGAGCCAGCGCUGGAAACUGAUCCUCAACACAAAAAAGUUUUUUCUGUUCAAGAUUUUUCAUCUUCAUUUUGAGCAGACUUUCCCGCGAGUAUCAUGUAAGGACUGAUGAUGUUUGUUGUAAAUAUCCCAUUCCUCCUGUUGGUGAAAGACAGAAGCUUUUUGGAGACUUUUUGAACAGGAGACACUAUUUUGGAUCCGGUACAAAUUGAAUCAGUGGACAAAAUAAGUUAAACAUUGAGAGUUUGUGUAAAUUGUGCAGAAAAGGCUUCAUGGUUGUUUUUGUCUUGAUGCGAAACACGUCUGUGUGCUGCUGCUUCACUCUCAACUUUUGUUCUUCAGCUUUUUUCCAAUUGCAUUGUUACUAAGAAUAGUGCUUUUUAUGUGUUUGCUAUCUUUUUUUUUUUUUUUUUGCUCUUUUUAACAGUGAGAAGACAAACUUCCACUGGAGUAU